Plasmodium berghei ANKA is the source of this 1479-nucleotide messenger RNA. Its product is annotated as conserved protein, unknown function. The coding region runs from base 1 to 1479 and encodes 492 amino acids. The transcript has 8 exons. Lineage: Eukaryota; Apicomplexa; Aconoidasida; Haemosporida; Plasmodiidae. The record is from RefSeq and is a predicted model, not a curated record.
AUGAAUGAAGACGAAUUUUAUCUUAACUUAGAACAGUACAUUGAGGAAUCGAAAAAGAGAAUUGUAAAUAAAGAAAGAUUAAUAACAUCUGAAAACGAUGAAGAAAUACAAACAUUAGAUAAAAAAAAAACAAAUUUUGAUUUUUAUGAUUAUAAAGGUUUAGUGAUUCUAACGGACAAUGAUUCGGAAAAUGAAUAUGAAAAUUGUAAAAACAUAAAAGAUAUAAUUAGCAUAGAUGAUGAUAAAGAAAUGGAAAAAAUCAGAAAAGUUUUAGAAAUACAAAAAGGAAUAAAGAACAGAAAAAAAAAUGAAGAACCCAAUAUUGCCAGAAAAGGACCCCACACAAAUAAACUGAGAAAUAAAAAUAGUUUUGUGCAAAAUAAAAAGACGUCUAAAAAAAAUAAAGAAAAUAUAAGAAAAUUCAUUAGUUUAGAAAAAGAGAUAAUAAUUACAAAAACAUUAAUGCGUAAAAAGAAGGAAAAUAUUGAUAAUAUUUACAAAUAUAUAAAUAAAAAAGAAAAAAUAAUAAAGAACCUUAACAAAAAUAUGAUUAAAGAAUCUGAAAAAUACCAAGAACUAUUAGUAGAAAAUUUUAAAAAGACAGAGAACUUAAUACAGAAAUUCGAAGAAAUAAACGCAAGGAAAAAGAAAAAAAAAGAAAUGGUUCAAUUGCUUAACAUUGAGAUGAGCAAAUUAAAUGUAGAGUUAGAAAAAAAAGAAGACAAACUAAAAGAGCUAGAUAAAUAUAAAGAAUUUCUUAACAAACUAUCCAGUAGUAAUAAGAAUGAUGAUAAUCCAUCAAAUGAUGAAAUAAUAAUAAAAACAGACGAAAAAGAAAAAAAAUUUUCUAAAAAUAUGGAAAAAUAUAUUAAUAAUUCCCAACUACUAAUUGAUCAUUUUAAUUUAUUGGAAGAAGAACAUUUACAACUAAUUGAUGAUACACAAAAUGCAGAAUAUGCUUUACAAGAAUAUGAAAAAAAGUUACAAGAUAAAAAAAAUAAAUAUGAAAUUAAGAAUAAAGAAAUGGAUAAUAAAAUUACAGAAAUUAAUAAUUAUAUUAAAGAGUAUAUUGAUAAAAUAUCAUAUUAUGAUAAUGUUACAAAACAUUCGAAAUAUAAUAUAACAUUUACAAAUAUAAAUAAUAAAAUUGAUUAUAUUUGUACUCAGCUUUCUUACGAUGUUAACACUAAUGAAAUUAUGAAAAAGUUUCAAAUAUUGGAAAACAAAAUUUAUUCAUAUAUUACUACUCUUAAUAAAUAUACUGAGGAAAACAAGCAUCUUAUAUACGAGUAUCAAAGGGAAAGGGAAAAAGAACGAAGAAAGCAAAUGAGAUUUGAAAUUAAUUUGGAUAGAAAAAGCGAUAAGCAAAAUCAAAAUACUAAAAAAUCGAAUAAUAAAAAUAUCAACGGCAACCUUAAAGAGAAAAAAGAAAAGCGUGAAAAUAUUUAUACAUUAUUUGAAAAGGACAUAUUUAAAUAA